UUGCAUUUAAACACCCACUCCCAUAUUGAUCGUCCCAAAUCAGGAGGAGUGUGGCUGCUCCAGACCAGGGUUUAUAAGCGCAGAAGACAGAGGGCUCCAGGAGUCGCAGACCUCAGGGAGCUGGGCCAGGUCCUGUGCUUCAUCCUGUCUCCUGCUGAGUCAUCUCACCAACAUCGAAGAUGUCUGUUUUGGAGGACAACACAGAAGAGAACAUGGACUCCCAAGACUGGGAAAGAGAUGAACCCCAGUGCUGCUCAGAAGAUUCAGCCACAAGCCCCCUGGAGCCAGGCCAGAGCCCAGCCUCUGUGACUUCUGCCUGCACAGGUCCAAAAGUGAAGGUCAAUGAGCCCCAGAAAUUUAUCAUUUUCGACCGUGAUCAAAAAGUGUUGGUCCUGGACUCUGGGAUUCUCAAAGCAGUUCCAAAUAAAAGCUACAUACGUCCAGAGACCUUCCAUGUGCUGGCCUCACCUUCCGCUCCGGCCUCUGAGGAGAAAGGGAGUCCGAUUUUCUUGGCCGUCUCUAAAGGGGAGCUCUGUCUCUGCUGUGAGAAGCCCAAAGGGAAAAGAUAUCCGUCCCUUCAGCUGAAGAAGAAGAAGCUGAUGAGCCUGGCCUCUCUGAAGGAAGCAGCGCGUCAGGGCUACGUCUUUUACAAGUCUCAGGUGGGCUCUCGGCAUUUCCUGGAGUCCGCUGCCCACCAGGGGUGGUUCAUCUGCACUUCCUGCAAUCUCCGUGAACCUGUUGGAGUGACAAAUAAAACCGGGAUAUGGAAACAUACCGAGUUUUCGUUCGUGAAAGUUUGAAAAACUGAAAGGAGCCAGUAGGGGUAGCGAUGAAGAAACUGUCCCGCCCGACAGCCGCCUUCCUCUGCCUUGUUCUCUGACUCGCGCCAGUCAGAGAGGAACACGAAGCCUGCUCACUAA
This is a messenger RNA of Sciurus carolinensis (gray squirrel), 920 nucleotides long. RefSeq names its product interleukin 37 (gene Il37). Gene Ontology annotation, biological process: cellular response to lipopolysaccharide; inflammatory response to antigenic stimulus; cytokine-mediated signaling pathway. Gene Ontology annotation, cellular component: nucleoplasm. NCBI's taxonomy places the organism in Eukaryota, Metazoa, Chordata, Mammalia, Rodentia, Sciuridae. The coding region runs from base 180 to 800 and encodes 206 amino acids. The transcript has 6 exons. Gene Ontology annotation, molecular function: cytokine activity. The record is from RefSeq and is a predicted model, not a curated record.